AACAAAAGAAAAGGAAAAAGGGAAGAAGAGCCAAAGGAGUGAAAUAGCAGUCUACAAUAUAAUCAAGAUUUUCCCCAAUUCUCCACUUCAAACCCUCACAAGACAACAAUGGCGAUCUCCACACUCCAGAAACUCGCCUCCCGAAUUUCCAAGACCCCUUCACUCUCCCUUUCAUCGAGAGCUGUAAUCGCCCGCUCUGCCGCCUCCUCCUCCUCUGCUGUCACCGCCUCUUCUCGUUCCGCAAAAGUUGCUGAUCGAAUCGUCAAACUCUUCGCAAUCGAUCCGGAUGGGCAGAAACAGGAAGUCGUGGGGCUCUCGGGUCAGACCCUGUUGAAGGCGCUGACGAAUAAGGGGUUAAUCGACCCGGCGUCGCACCGGCUCGAGGAGAUCGACGCCUGCUCGGCUGAGUGUGAGGUUCACAUAGCGCAGGAGUGGCUCGAGAAGCUUCCGCCGGCGACAUAUGAUGAGCAGUACGUGUUGAAGAGGAAUUCGAGGAAUCGUGUUCUCAACAAGCAUUCGAGGCUCGGGUGCCAGGUGGUUCUGACGCCGGAUUUGCAGGGAAUGGUGGUUGCCGUUCCCGAGCCAAAGCCAUGGGAUAUUCCGUAAGGUUUUGAUUCCUGAAGCGGUGAUUGGUGAUGUGGCCAGUUGUAAGGCCUUUUUGUUAUUCGAAUAAUGUGGAUGGAUAUUAUGGAUGAUUCACCAUGAUGAUGAUGGAUAUUUUGAAGGCGGAUUCAUUGUUCUUUCUAAAUAUGUGUACUGUUGAAUGAAGUUUGAUAAAUGGACUAUUUCAACACUUUAGAUUUGAAAAUAUGAAAUUAUCCUGUUGCCCUUAA
This is a messenger RNA of Sesamum indicum (sesame), 833 nucleotides long. RefSeq names its product 2Fe-2S ferredoxin-like superfamily protein. Gene Ontology annotation, cellular component: mitochondrion. Gene Ontology annotation, molecular function: electron transfer activity; 2 iron, 2 sulfur cluster binding. Gene Ontology annotation, biological process: P450-containing electron transport chain. The record is from RefSeq and is a predicted model, not a curated record. Lineage: Eukaryota; Viridiplantae; Streptophyta; Magnoliopsida; Lamiales; Pedaliaceae.